GUGUGCACCUGCUACCAGUCAAGCUCAGCCCGACUGUGAGAAGAGCAAGGCGGAGCAAGCCGAGGGACUGAAUGAACCAUGGACAAAUUGAAGUGCCCCAGCUUCUUCAAGUGCAGGGGGAAGGAGAAAGUGACGGCUUCAUCUGAGAAUUUCCAUGUUGGUGAAAAUGAUGAGAAUCAGGACCGUGGGAACUGGUCCAAAAAAUCAGAUUAUCUACUAUCUAUGGUUGGAUAUGCAGUGGGACUGGGAAAUGUGUGGAGAUUCCCAUAUCUAACGUACAACAAUGGUGGAGGUGCCUUCCUGAUACCUUAUGCAAUUAUGCUGGCAUUGGCUGGUUUACCUUUGUUCUUCCUAGAGUGUUCACUGGGCCAAUUUGCUAGUUUAGGUCCAGUUUCAGUUUGGAGGAUUUUGCCAUUGUUUCAAGGUGUGGGAAUUACAAUGGUCCUGAUAUCCAUUUUUGUGACAAUCUAUUACAAUGUCAUAAUUGGUUAUAGUCUUUACUACAUGUUUGCUUCUUUUCAAAGUGAACUACCAUGGAAAAAUUGUUCUUCUUGGUCAGACAAAAACUGUAGCAGAUCACCUAUAGUAACUCACUGUAAUGUGAGUAUGUAUGGUGAAGAGAUCCUACUGAAUAUUAGCUGGGUAGAUGCCAACAAUUUUACCUGCAUGAAUGGCAGUGAAGUUUAUCAGCCAGGGCAGCUACCAAGUGAACAAUACUGGAAUAAAGUGGCACUUCAAAGGUCUAGUGGAAUGGAUGAAACUGGAGAAAUUGUGUGGUAUUUAGCACUUUGCCUUCUUCUGGCUUGGAUCAUAGUUGGAGCAGCAUUAUUUAAAGGAAUCAAGUCUUCUGGCAAGGUGGUAUAUUUUACAGCUCUCUUUCCCUAUGUAGUCCUACUCAUUCUGUUAAUACGAGGUGCAACUCUAGAGGGUGCAUCAAAAGGUAUUUCAUACUAUAUUGGAGCACAAUCAAAUUUUACAAAACUUGGGGAAGCAGAGGUUUGGAAAGAUGCUGCCACCCAGAUAUUUUACUCCCUUUCAGUGGCUUGGGGUGGCUUAGUUGCUCUAUCAUCUUACAAUAAGUUCAACAACAACUGCUUUUCUGAUGCCAUUGUAGUUUGUUUGACAAAUUGCCUCACUAGUGUGUUUGCUGGAUUUGCUAUUUUUUCUAUUUUGGGACACAUGGCUCAUAUAUCUGGAAAGGAAGUCUCUCAAGUUGUAAAAUCAGGUUUUGAUCUAGCAUUCAUUGCCUAUCCAGAAGCUCUAGCCCAACUCCCAGGUGGUCCAUUUUGGUCCAUAUUAUUUUUCUUCAUGCUUUUAACUUUGGGUCUCGAUUCUCAGUUUGCCUCCAUUGAAACAAUUACAACAACAAUUCAGGAUUUAUUUCCCAAAGUAAUGAAGAAAAUGAGGGUUCCUAUAACUUUGGGUUGCUGCUUGGUUUUGUUUCUCCUUGGUCUCGUCUGUGUGACUCAGGCUGGAAUUUAUUGGGUUAAUCUGAUUGACCACUUCUGUGCUGGAUGGGGCAUUUUGAUUGCAGCUAUAUUGGAAAUAAUAGGAAUCAUCUGGAUUUAUGGAGGAAACAGAUUCAUUGAAGAUAUAGAAAUGAUGAUUGGAGCAAAGAGGUGGAUAUUCUGGCUGUGGUGGAGAGCUUGCUGGUUUGUAAUCACGCCUAUCUUGUUGAUUGCAAUUUUAAUAUGGUCACUGGUGAAAUUCCAGAGGCCCAUGUAUGGUGAAAUUUCAUACCCUGACUGGGGAGUUGCUCUGGGCUGGUGUAUGAUUAUUUUCUGCAUUAUUUGGAUUCCAAUUGUUGCUGUUAUAAAAAUAGUUCAGGCCCAAGGAAACAUCUUUCAGCGGAUAGUAAGCUGCUGCAAACCAGCUCCUAACUGGGGUCCAUACCUGGAACAAUAUCGUGGGGAACGAUAUAAAGACAUGGUAGAGCCUAAGAAAGAGAUUAACCAUGAAAUACCUACUAUUAGUGGCAGUAGAAAACCAGAAUGAGAUCUCAUUUUAAAAAAAUGGUUGUUGUAUAAUGUGAUUUUAGAGUAGGGGCAAUUUUUAUUUAUUUGUAUGUUAGCUGAGUAGAAAAAUAUACAUGCCAUGUUCACAAUAGGGUAAUAAGUAUUUUUCCAGUUAAGCAGGAAUGUAAUAUAAAAAUGUGAACCUAUUAAUAUUUAAUAAUGUGCUUAAUUUCUUUUAAGAUUAGCUAUCUGUAUAAUAUGCACACAAGUCUUUCAUAGUGAAAUUUAAAAAAUAUUACCAUAAUGUUUUUCUAAUACAUUGAAUGCAUUGAGCUGAUUUUGUUAUGCAAGUUUAAAAAUAUUAUUUGCUUCUAUUUUUUAAUAUACAACCUUUCUUUUUCACAAGCUGGGGGAAUAUCAGAAUAUUUAAAAACAAGCGAUACAAACUAAAGGCCUCACUUAGAAAUAUCAUAAAUAAGUGAAAAAAUGUGUGUAUUAUAUCAGGAUUAUAGUUUAGUGCUUUUGAUCCAAAUAUGUCUAAAAACUCCAUACAUUUAUGUGAACUUAUUGACAGGACAGGAGAAAUAAGAAUCUUUUGGCCAGUAAGAGAUAAAUCUAGAAAGUGGAAUACAGGUUUCCUUAUAUUCUAUCUUCCUUCUUUAGGUUGUAUCUGGAAGAAAACUAUGAUACAUCUAAUUUCUAUUGUCUAGCAACCUUGAGAGUUCAUUAUAUUCUCUGAAUAGAGUUUUAAUUUCACGUAGACUAUGGAUCAAAAUAUUAAUGAGAAAAUGGUUUUACUCAAAAUUAGCAUUUAAUAAUCAUGAUAUAUGGCUAGUCUUAUGUGAAUAAGUUAGUGAUUAUGGGUGAUAAUUUAUUUACAUAAUAACAGGAGAUAAACACAUAUAAAAUGAAGGUUAUAUGUCUUGGUUUCCUUACUAAUGAAAUAUAUCACUAACAACUUUAUUUUUGAUUAUAUUUCAUUGACAAUUGGUUUAAACAUCACAACCUAGGACAAUAAACGCUGCCUAAAUAUAUAAGGAACUUCUCAGCAAUUUUUAAGGUUUAUUUAAAAACAGGUUUAAGGGAAUUAUGAUGCUGAAAUUAUAUGUAACAUCAUCUGUGUGAUGUAUAUAUGCAUUUUUUGUAGGAAGAGAGUCCACAGUUUUCAUCAGAAUACCAAAAUGACUUAUGACUCAAAAAAGAUUAAGAACCACAAACGCUGCUGUUGGUUUUUAUGCUUGGCAAGUGACUGACACUAGAAGGAAUGUUUUUUUCUUUUCUUUUUUUUAUACAUUUUCUUAUACAUUUUCAAUUCCUUUUCCUUUCAAUUGAAUAUUAAAGGAAUAAGGUAUUAAGGCAUUUCUUUAAUUUAUACUGGUAAAUUAUUUUGAGGAAAGGGGGCAUGAAGGUAAACAGGCCUGCAAAUGAACCAUGUGAAUGGAUUUUGUAUAAAUAAUAUCAGUGAUUUAUGUACAUAUAGAUAAUGAACUCACAUUUGAUAUUUUGAGGGUUUUUCUGAGAUAGGUCAAAUGCUGUUAGCAAACUUCGAGAGAUUAAUUCCUUAGCUAUCCCAGAUUUUGUAAAAUAUUAUUUGAAAUAGAUAACCAAAUAGAGCUUAGAAACACUUUUUAAUAAUUUUAAUUCACAUUACAUUACAUAUAUUCUACCAUUAUAAUUUGGUGCUAUUAGAGGUGCAGAUUUUUCACCAAAGAGAAAAAUGCAUGGAAUUUUCUAUAGGUGACUCUUGCAAUUCAGGGAAGAUUUUGGCACAGUUUAAAUGAAAGAAUAUCUAAUUGGGAGAGGGGGUAUGAAGUGGAAGCAAUCUUUUUCAAAAGCUAACCACAAAGACUAGGUGAAAGUUUGUGUCACUAUCUUCACAAGAUCUUAAUGAAGUGAUUGGCAUAUUGUAGGGUGCCUAAGAUAGCUCUUAUAAUUAUUACACAGAUUCAACAGUGGCAAGAAACAGUAUUCUGCGUAAUAGAAAUGAGUUCCAUCAAAUUCUACUUACUUUAAUGCAAGCAUGGAGAUAAUUUCAGUAUUAUGCUGUAAACCAUUAGAGAAAACUGUUUUUCACUCUUGAUGGAAUUAUAAUCACUAUAUCUCAACUAUUUUUUGAAUGUAGCUUAUUGUAAAAAAUAAACUUUUGGACUGAUUUUCUUACUGUAUUGUUCUUCCAUUCCU
Molecule: messenger RNA, 4136 nt
Organism: Sciurus carolinensis (gray squirrel)
Lineage: Eukaryota; Metazoa; Chordata; Mammalia; Rodentia; Sciuridae
Gene: Slc6a14
Product: solute carrier family 6 member 14
Exons: 14
Coding region: 79-1995 (638 amino acids)
Biological process (GO): sodium ion transmembrane transport
Cellular component (GO): membrane
Molecular function (GO): L-proline transmembrane transporter activity
Source: RefSeq, a predicted model, not a curated record